Dermacentor silvarum is the source of this 3025-nucleotide messenger RNA. It is a transcript of the gene krz, whose product is annotated as beta-arrestin-1. The transcript has 10 exons. The coding region runs from base 320 to 1606 and encodes 428 amino acids. Gene Ontology annotation, biological process: G protein-coupled receptor internalization; signal transduction. Gene Ontology annotation, molecular function: G protein-coupled receptor binding. Gene Ontology annotation, cellular component: cytoplasm. Lineage: Eukaryota; Metazoa; Arthropoda; Arachnida; Ixodida; Ixodidae. The record is from RefSeq and is a predicted model, not a curated record.
CGUCCGAGCGCCUGCGCGAGACUCCGUCCGCGCUUGAUUUUUGCCGCUGGGAGUGUCGGAUGCGCGAACGAGACGCCGCCCGAACCGUAGCGUGUGUUAACGUGCGCGUCGGGCGCGGCUCGCGGGCCCUGUGAGCAGCAUUGAUGCGGACCUCCGCCUGCGGGCAUCCACACCCGAGGAGCCGGCAAAGCACGCCUCGCCCCGACUGACAAGCAUCCGCCAUUGCGCCGAGCCACUUUGCCGCUGCGGCGCCCACCUCGGAAGCCAUCCGUCACCACCUGCGGAUCUCGGAUUUCUCGCAACGGUCAGCUUUGUGAGCAUGGACGACACACCGGCAUGCACAACUGGAACGGAGGCUGCUGCUGCAGAAGAGUCAGCCAAGAGGCAAGGGGGCACACGGGUAUUCAAGAAGAGCUCACCAAAUGGCAAGAUUACGAUGUACUUGGGAAAGAGGGACUUUGUGGACCACAUCACCAGCGUUGAUCCAAUAGAUGGCGUAGUCCUGAUUGACCCAGACUACGUGAAGGAACGAAAGGUAUUUGGACACGUACUGGCAGCCUUCCGGUAUGGCCGUGAGGACUUGGAUGUGCUGGGACUGACGUUCCGCAAGGACCUCUACCUGGCCUCAGAGCAGAUCUACCCACCUCUAGCAGAGACUGCAGGACGACCACUGACACGGCUGCAGGAGCGACUACUGCGCAAGCUGGGCCCCAAUGCGUACCCCUUCUACUUUGAGCUGCCGCCACACUGUCCUGCUUCAGUAACCCUUCAGCCCGCUCCGGGGGACACAGGCAAGCCCUGCGGAGUCGACUAUGAGCUCAAGGGCUAUGUUGCAGACAGCCCCGAAGACAAGCCUCAUAAGCGGAACUCUGUGCGCUUGGCCAUCCGCAAGAUCAUGUAUGCACCCAGCCGGCAAGGAGAGCAACCCAGCGUGGAGGUGAGCAAGGAGUUUGUCAUGUCACCCAACAAGCUGCACCUGGAGGCCUCCCUCGACAAGGAGCUCUACCAUCACGGGGAGGACAUUGCUGUCAAUGUUCACAUUGCAAACAACUCCAACCGCACUGUGAAGAAGGUCAAGGUCUCUGUGCGCCAGUUUGCGGACAUCUGCCUCUUUUCAACGGCACAGUACAAGUGCACAGUGGCCGAAAUCGACUCCGAGGAGGGGUGUCCAGUGAGUCCGGGCUUUACACUUUCCAAGGUGUACUACCUGCGGCCCCUGCUUGCUAACAACAAAGACAAGCGGGGUCUGGCGUUGGAUGGGCAGCUGAAGCAUGAAGAUACCAACCUUGCUUCAUCCACCAUAAUCACAGACCCAGCACAGAAAGAGAACCUUGGCAUCAUCGUGCAGUACAAGGUCAAGGUGAAGCUCUGCCUGGGGCCACUUGGAGGGGACCUGGUAGCUGAGCUGCCUUUCAUCCUGAUGCACCCGAAACCCGAAGAGUCAAGCCCGAUUCGAGUUGUCAGUGAACCCAAGGCUCCAGGCCCCAUACCACUGGACACCAACUUGAUUGAGCUGGACACGGAUGCUGCGGCCAGCCUAGAUGAUGAUGACAUCAUCUUUGAAGACUUUGCACGGCUGCGGCUCCGCGGUGAGACGGACGCCUGAGGGGACUGCAGUCUGUGCGCUCCCUAAGUGCCAAACCGUCGACGAGCUUAGCUCCCGUCCCCCACCUGGACUGGCGGCUCCACUCCCUGGUGCACCGCCUCUGCAGGGUCUGUGCAAGAAGGCAAGGCUGCGGAUCGACAGUCGCCCUCCCAAUGUUCCCGUCCCUCAUUGUGCAUCUUGUCCGAGGCAGGUCACCAAGCACCUUCAGGCAGGCAGUUCCAACAGCCGAAGGCGUUUGCGACACCUCCCAUUUGUGCUCCAGCUCCCUUCAGCAGUGUCCACUUAUCCGAGGCACACACCUUCUGAGUGGACUCUUGCGAUCAUGCAAGCUAUGGACGUCCAUCCAUCUAUGUUUUGGUGUAGAGCUUACUGCAGUGCGGCUGGAGAGGGAAAGGUGCCGCUGGAUGUACCGUUAAAGUGGCUGGCUCCUCUUUGACUGGAAUAAUACACACAUCUCACAUUUCGCUGAAGCACUUUGGCUGCAUUAAUAUUCUUUGGCUAAGGAAUUGGAUAACACUCGAUGCCAUGCUUGAAAAAAAAAAAAAAAAGACUAGCUUUAAUGUCCCGUCCUGUACACGUGCGACAGUGUUCAACGUCAUUCAAAGUCUUAUGGCGUAUGCAUGCUGCACGUGGUGUUCAGCAGCAGGCUUCCCUUCAGCUGCGCUGUAGGGAAAUGUGUGGCUUGUGAAUGUAAACUUUAGUCCCUUUUGCAAGUGGUCCUACGGCUGGUGGGCGAGAGCGCCACCUCUGCCUGCACUGGCACUUUCAUACUGUAUUUUAGCGGCCAUGCUCAAGCUCACACCAGGUUCAUCAGGGUCCUUAUCACCGGCCGCUUGAGCGAAAAACCUGUGAUGGAAAGCAGUGUAGCACUGCGUGCAACAGUAGUAGGCUCUUCAGCCGGCCAUGCGUGGUGUCGUUGAGUGGUUUCUGAAAGCACAAUCCUUGCUUGUCAUGUUUUUCCAGCUGAAGACUGUGCUUCACUGUGGAACUGUUUUGGCGUCGUGCAAACUGGCCCUUUGUGAAAACAAUUCUGUGAGUGAUGAAUGAGCAUUUUCCAGUCAUUUCAAGCAGACGUGGGUGUCUUGACAAGAGGUCAAUCGAAGAAGUCUUCAAUGUCCACUUCGGGGUCAAGCAGGUGAUCAGCAAGUGGACCCAGGUCAAGUUGGUCAAGCAGGAGGUUCUCACAAGUUUCCUCCAGAUCUGUAUCGCCAAUCAGCACGGCUCCCUUAAGCCUCCCAUCAUGGAGAAGCAGCUUGAUGUACUCCUGGCCUGGGUUCACGCGCACAAGGGCUCGGCAUUCAGCUAGGCCUUGGCCAUUGAAGAUGCCCAGAAGGACCACCUGCAAGACCAUCUCUCUGAACCAACUGGCAGAGUGAGCUAACGGCAAUGCUGCUGUGAAUAAAUGCCCACCAUGGACAA